AUUGCGAAUACGGCGCAUCAGAAGCAGCAGCCGCGCGCUCUUGCCCAAAUUCCAGUAUCUAAGAUGAUACCCUCAUGAAUAACAACUUUGCAGACCAUGGAGACCCAAGACGUGGAAGAUGCAAGCUCCAAGAAGAGAAAGCGCGCGGCAGCAGAGACGGGGCCUUUCGUCCUGCGCAGCCUGCUCCAAGACCUGCCAUUAUCUGCGGAAGGAGACCGAGACGACAUCGAGAUCAAUUGCGUAGAAUUUCUAGACCAGAAUUUAUACGUUGGAACAACAGCCUCGGAGAUCCUACACUUCGUACAAAUCCCUCCUGAUCCUGAAGAUGCUUCAGGACAGCCAUCCUAUAUCCUAGCCUCGAGGCUACCCCCAGCCUUCCACGAACCUCAGACCUCAGUACGACCAGGCGUUCAGCAAAUACUGCUUCUCCCAAAAAUCAAUAAAGCCUGCAUAUUAUGCAAUUGGACAGUUACAUUCUACUCUCUGCCCGAGUUAAGUCCUGUUUUCGGGAGCACUCAGAUUCGAUCAUGCAAUUGGAUUGGUGGCAUUGAUCUCAAUACAGACAUCAAGGAUGUGAAUAAUAAUGGAGGCAAGCCUGCGGUUACCGUGCUAGCAUCUUUGAAUAAGAAGAUACGGGUUAUCAAGAUCAGUGAAGACCCUCGUGGUCUUAGAACGAUUGACUUUGCUGGCAGUACAACAUCGGUUCGCAGAGACUCAAUUGCUUGCGUGGCUGAUUCACGUUCAUACGCCCUGCUCGAUGUUGACCGAUUAGCAAAGAUUCCACUAUUUCCAAUCUCAUCUCUCGAUGAUUCACAAUCAGGAAAUGUUGGUGGCAAGUUUGAAGACAUAUCUGGGAGUAGUGGUGGUGGGAUUUCUAGAAGCACGUCAUCGGCUCAAGGCUAUUCAUCUGGGCAUCAAGAUACCCAGAGUCAUACAAGAAGCACCAGUUUGAGUACACUUAUCAGCGCCCAAUAUUCAAGACAUGGGCGCGGAACAAGUGGAGAUCAUUCUGGUAGAGAAACACCCGAAGGAUUAUUCAGAGAGUCCUCGCCGACACCAACGCGGAGUCCAAUGAGGCCAUUAGCUCGAGAACCCAGUCCCAGCGGAGACAAGCCACUCCCACCACCACCGGCAACUGAAGCUACAAUCGCUGAGCAAACAGCACCUCCGCCCCCUCCGGCUCCAGAACCAAUCUACCUCAAGCCGCAUAUUGUCUCACCAUCCCCUCAGGAAUUCUUGCUGGUUACUGGAACCGGACUGGGGGAUCCUGGUGUUGGCAUGUUUGUGAAUCUCGAAGGAGAUGUCACUCGGUCAACGUUGGAGUUUGACAGAUAUCCUGAGCAAAUUGUUGCAGAUGGUCGAGGGUUCGGAAUAGAUCCGACACCACUGAACAUUGAAGAUGAAGAAGAAGGCUUCAUCCUUGCAUCUAUGACCCGAGACCAAGGUGAAAGCUUUUGUUACGGUAUCGAGAUCCAGCGUUGGGAUCAGGAUCCUGGUGAAGGGGAGACCCAGAAAUAUUGGCUGGACACGCCAGGAGAGAAAGAUCAGACCUCUAAGAUAGGGCUACGUUCUGUUGUCGAUGCUGGAGAUCUCUACUUUCAGGACGUGGUGGACAAGUUACGCUUAAAGCGCUUCCAACCAUUUGCCACAAGAUCUAUGGAUGAGUCUAUCCUAUCCUUGCAUAGUGUAGACUCGAGGACUGCAAUAUCUCUGGAACGCGUCUCUGGUGAGCGAGAGCUCUUCGAAAGUGGCGAGUCACAGCCGGAAGGAUGGGAAGAACAUCGUAACGAAGAAGAGCUGCAAUUUGCUCAGAGAUUGGGUCAUUCACGCACCCGCAUUGUUGCUUGGUCUGGGAAGGACAUCUGGUGGACAGUACGAAAUCCUUUGGCGUUAAGGUUAGAUGCCAGUAUAUCAGACAUGGCAGAGAGCAAGAUUCGAGAUGAUAAAACCUAUCCAUCUCUUGACCGAAUGAAACUUGUUGAAUUAAUCAAUAGCCUUCGAGGUCGAGAGGCGAAAACAGAGACAGAAUUUCUGAGUCUGGGAUACAUCAGGCAACGAGCGGGCUUACUUCUUUUCAUGAGUGGACUGGACGUACUUGCAGGGCCACCAUCAGAACCAGAGUACCGGAUUGCUGAAGACGCUCUACUAGAAGGUGGUCUCGAUCCACGUGUAAUUCUGGCAAUCUUACCAUAUCUCAGAAACGAGAUCAUCGAAGGCAAAUCAGGCAUUUGGGUACAUGGUGGCGUCAAGGAUGUAGCAGACAGCUUCAUCACCAACAGCUCCACGAAUAGUGAGAAUCCCAGGCAGGAUAAUGCCAUGUCGGACCACAUUUUGCAGUUUCUCAAGCGAUUCCUGGCCGCAUGGCGAAAGAAGAAGGGAUUUGGCAGCAUAGCCAAUGAGAAAGAAGUAUUUAAGAGCGUCGAUGCAGCACUUCUCAUUGUCCUUCUUCAGCUGGACAAAUCAAGCCCUGCUGGCGUUCCCAGAGGAAGAUCUGUGAGAACGGAACUCUACGACCUAGUUGAUCACGGCGUAGAUUGUUUCGAGAGAGCUAUUUCCUUACUCGAAUCCCACAAUCGACUAUAUGUUCUCAGUCGACUUUACCAAAGCCGCAAGAUGGCUGCGGAAGUGCUUGCGACUUGGCGCAGGAUUGUAGAAGGUAAAGUCGAUGAAGGGAGAGAAUUCCGUGACGGUGAACAACGGGUCAGAGAAUAUCUGGCCAAGAUUCGAAAUGCGGCUUUGGUACAGGAGUACGGGGUCUGGCUAGCUGCACGCAAUCCAAAGCUAGGAGUGCAGGUCUUCGCGGAGGACAAGAGUCAAGUCAAAUUCGAGCCAACUCAAGUUGUCGAAAUUCUUCGAAGCGGCGCCCCAGGUGCGGUCAAGGAAUAUCUCGAGUAUCUAGUGUUCAGCAAGAAUCACGCGGAAUAUAUCAACGAACUGAUCGCAUACUAUCUCGAUAUUGUCACCAUGAAGCUGGAGCAAUCAAAAGAAGCCAGGGCGAUCUUGGCACAGACAUAUGAAUCGUAUCGGGCUCUACGUCCACCAAAACCAACGUACAGGCAGUUCAUUACGGACAACGCUUUAGAUGAAGAGUGGUGGCAUAGUCGACUCCGACUGCUUCAGCUUCUCGGAGGUAGUCAAGGCUCUGCAUCGCAAUACGAUGUAGCUGCGAUUCUCGAAAGAAUAGCUCUGUAUACCCAAGAAUUAGUUCCUGAGAUCAUCAUUCUUGAUGGGAGGCAAUCUCAUCAUGAGGAAGCCCUUCGGCUGUUGACUCACGGUUUAGGGGACUAUGACACAGCAAUCAACUACUGUCUCCUAGGUGGCUCAAGCAUAUACCAUCCGGUUUCCGGCACAGUGGCAAGGCAGAGCCUCCCUUCACGAGAGCAGCAGGCCGAGCUUUUCGGAUACUUAUUAUCGGAGUUCUUGAAGAUUGAAGAUAUCAGUAACCGCAUCGAACAGACCAGUAAUUUGCUCGAGCGGUUCGGCGGCUGGUUCGACAUCGGUCAUGUACUGAGCUUAAUUCCUGAUAAUUGGUCUGUUGAAUUAGUAUCCGGAUUCCUCGUCAGUUCUUUGAGGCGCAUUGUUCGAGAACGUAGCGAGACGAUGAUUGCGAAGGCCUUAAGCGGCGCAGAGAAUCUGAAGACUACCGCAGAUCUGAUUGGGAAGAUUGAUGCUGCUGGACCUUCUGUGGAGGCCUAGGAAAUCGAUAAUGUAUGAUUGUAGAUAGAUAAUGAAGUGGCCAAGCUGGCCAGAUUACUCAAAGGUACGUACGUCCAAAUCGUCAGUGGCAGGUACAAGACGUGAGAGUCAAAGAGCUUCGAUUCGAACCAUCAAGGUGAUGGACAUGAAAGCCGCGGUCCACUUUUGCCUUUGAGCAUAAGACAAGGAAACUCAAGGCUGCGUGAAGGCUGCGUGAAGGCUUAGCCUGAUCAAAUAACCAUCAAGG
Molecule: messenger RNA, 3943 nt
Organism: Mollisia scopiformis
Lineage: Eukaryota; Fungi; Ascomycota; Leotiomycetes; Helotiales; Mollisiaceae
Exons: 3
Coding region: 97-3696 (1199 amino acids)
Biological process (GO): endosomal vesicle fusion; autophagy; vesicle-mediated transport
Cellular component (GO): cytoplasm; fungal-type vacuole membrane
Source: RefSeq, a predicted model, not a curated record